AUGUAUGGGCUUAAAGGGUUACGUUUAGAAAUAGGAACACUCUCUGCAACAACACCUGACGAUCUUGGUUACCUACCAUCAAAUACAGCUUUUAUAGGUAUCAACGAGGAAGGAAUAUUUUUUUGGGUGAAUGAGAAAGGAAAAGGAAUCAAAACUAGAAGAACUCCGAUCGAUAUCUCCGUCACAACGUAUCUUCAGUCUCUUUUGGAAACCACACAUGAAGAAAUAGGUGUGAGAGCUCAUGUUGAUUGUGAAGAUCACUCAUUGAUGACUGCAUGGAAAGAAAUACAAGUGAAAGCUGAUGUUCAUUGUGAAGAUCGCUUAGUAAGGAAACCAAUGGCAUUACAAACAUUGUACAAUGUUGUUAUCGACCCUAUAAGAGACUUACUCCAUAGCGAUGAGCUUGUGAUUGUUCCACAAGGACCUCUGUGUUUGGCGCCUUAUGCUGCUUUCAUGGACUUGGAAUCAAAGUACCUCUGCGACACUUUUAGAAUUCGUCUGCUUCCUUCCCUUUCUAGUCUUCGGUUAAUCCAAAAUUGUCCAGCCGAUUGGCACAACAAGACUGGCGCUCUUCUCGUCGGCGAUCCGUGGGUACAGGAGGUAGUUUAUGAAGGAAUGACGCUAGAGCAGUUAGAGUGGGCUGAAAAAGAAGUGCAGAUGAUUGGGGAAAUACUUCAAACUGAACCUCUCAUUGGAAAACAGGCAACAAAAGAUGAAGUCUUAAGACGUAUCUCCGCUGUUGCUUUGUUGCAUAUUGCUGCUCACGCUAAAAUGGAAACAGGAGAAAUUGCCUUGGCCCCAAACACAACGCGUUCAUCCGUAAAUUCAGCUAGGGAGGACUAUCUCUUAACUACGAAAGAUGUUUUAAAGGCGCAGAUUAGGGCAAGACUUGUUGUACUUAGUUGCAGUCAUAGUGCUUGCGGAAAGGUCAAAUCUGAGGGUGUGGUUGGCAUCGCACGGGCGUUUUUGGGUGCUGGUGCUCGCUCUGUUCUGGUGUCCCUGUGGGCGAUUGACGACAAAGCUACUAUGGAGUUCAUGAAAGUUUUCUACCAACACUUAGUCCAUGGACGAAGUGCCAGUGAGGCCCUGAAUAAAGCCAUGAAAUCCAUGAGAGAGUCUGACGACUUUAGCGCAGUGAAGUACUGGGCGCCUUUUGUUCUCAUUGGUGAUGACGUAACGCUAGAGUUUGAAGGCAUCAAUUAAAUAGCAAGGUAUUUUGGAAUAUAUUUAAUCCUGGGAUCAUAAUCCCUGCAUUUGCAAUCGUCUUUUUAACUAGCAAUUAUUUUUUUCACUUAUCGGGCAACGAACUCAACCGAUGCCACGUGUAGCGUCGAUCUCCUUAUCACAGGUCAAGUUGACAGUAAGAAAGAAACUUUGUUUGGCAGUUAAACAUUACAAAAUUUAUUUCAAAUUUCGUAAUUUCUUUAUAUUUUAAAGUGACGGUGAUCCUGUUUGAACUCUUUCCGAAUGAUUGUAACUUACAGUCGAACCUGACGUAUGCGACCACCCAAAAUUUCCUGUCGCUUACGAAAGGUGAUCGCCUAGGAGAGUCACCGGCUUCAGUUAUGGUGCUCUGAGUGGAAACACUUUGGCAUUUUUGGUGGGUGGUUGAUUAUAAGAUUCAAUAUUCUUACCAGCUGAAAUUAAGUCAGAAAAGUACCGUUAAUCCUAUAUUUAUUUGCCCAGGGACUUAUUUAUUUCAAGGACAUUUGAGAGUCGGGGGGGCUUAUUCAAUUAACCGAAUAUCGUAGUCUCCAUAAAGAACUAGAACACAAAGUGGAAAAGCUUUAGUUCGAUGCCAUACAGCCGAAGAACAACAACCAGUUCUAACCCUCAGUCCAGUAACAGUCGCGUGAACAUUUAAUACACCUAUCAUACGUCUAUUGGUUAAGAGUAAUUGUAGUAAGGCUUGAAGGAGAGAGAGAGGGAGCUUUCGCGCUUUCUUUCUUUGAAAAGGUUGAAGGGUUUGGAGGGGGGGGAGGGGCUUUAUUAAGCAUUUUCGGUUGUAAGUAUCGGUUAAUCUACAAUAAUGUUUCUCGUACGAUGUGAGCUACGGGUUUUAAUACUAUUCUAUGCUUGAAAUGAUUUGGAAGUCAGGCGCCAAAAUAUUAACUGAUUGGCUUCGCUGGCUGAAAUCACUAUUCUUCUGCUAGCUUGCUAACGUUUCUCCUUGCUGUUUUUGUUGUAUAGGUACCACGAAGAACGCAGUGAUGCAAUUCCUAAUUAUCUGAAAUCGAAGA
This is a messenger RNA of Porites lobata, 2240 nucleotides long. The record is from the annotation of a GenBank genome assembly. Lineage: Eukaryota; Metazoa; Cnidaria; Anthozoa; Scleractinia; Poritidae.